This is a messenger RNA of Callorhinus ursinus (northern fur seal), 6455 nucleotides long. NCBI's taxonomy places the organism in Eukaryota, Metazoa, Chordata, Mammalia, Carnivora, Otariidae. The record is from RefSeq and is a predicted model, not a curated record.
GUGGUGUGGCUUAUGAAGAUGAAAUCUGGGAGAGCAGAUCUCUCUGCUAGGCCCUGAAGACCCCCAGAACAAGACCCAGGAGGCAGUCAAAGGGGGGAGCUAGUCCUGAAAUUACUGUGCAUUCAUAUACCACUUCCCCUUCACAUCUCCACACUAUUGUCUAGGCUUUCUCUCUGCUUAUAUCAUACUCAUUAGAGUUUCUAGAUCUUAUUCUAAGAAAUUUUCCUCUCCUGAGCUGCCAUAGCACCUUGAAAUUGUGGUAAUAACCAGUAUGUAUUGUUUACCACUUGUCAGGCUGUGUUUAAGCACUGUAUAUAAGCUACACCAUCUAGCUCACCGAAUAACCCUGUGAAGUUGGUCCUCCUAUUAUCUCCAUUUUACAGAUAAGGGCACCGAGGCACAGAGAGGCAAAGCAACUAGCUCAAGGUCACGCAGCUUGUGAGUGGUAGAGCUAGGACUUGAACCCUGGAAGUAGGAGAUAAGAGCCAGUGUACUUAACCCCUGUGCUGGGCUGCCUCUUGGGUCACUUAUCUGAGGACAUUUGCUUCUUGGUUUCCCCAGCUAGACCAGAGCUUCCCCAAGAGCAGGGACCAUGCCUGAUGUAUCUCCCUAUACCAGCACCUGACCUGGUAUGCACCUUUGAAGAGUGCCCACUGAAUAUGAGUUGAAUGACUGAAAUGUAGAGAAAGUGGUCUGGGAAGCUGUGAUGACUUCUGACCUUGUGCAAGAUUCACAGAGAAGGUUGGAGUUGAGUUGAAUGAUGGAUGUGUUAUCAACAGGUGCACGUGCGGAAGAGGAAAGGGAAGUCUGGAUGGAGGACACCAUGUGAGCAAAGGACCUUAGCAUCCUGAGACAUUUUGGAUUCACAGCGCUCAAGGUUGACCCGGUCAGAGUUCAUCAUGUCAAAGUUAAAAAGCUCGGAGUCAGUCAGGGUGGUGGUUCGCUGUCGGCCCAUGAAUGGCAAGGAAAAGGCUGCUUCGUAUGAUAAGGUGGUGGAUGUGGACGUGAAGCUGGGGCAGGUGUCAGUGAAGAACCCCAAAGGAGUGGCCAAUGAAAUGCCCAAGACCUUCACCUUUGAUGCAGUCUAUGACUGGAAUGCCAAGCAGUUUGAACUCUACGAUGAGACAUUCCGACCGCUCGUGGACUCCGUCUUGCAGGGUUUCAAUGGGACGAUUUUUGCCUAUGGACAAACCGGGACUGGGAAAACCUACACGAUGGAAGGAGUCCGUGGUGAUCCUGAAAAAAGAGGGGUCAUCCCUAACUCAUUUGACCACAUCUUCACCCAUAUCUCUCGGUCCCAGAAUCAACAGUACCUGGUCAGGGCUUCUUACUUGGAGAUCUACCAGGAGGAGAUCCGAGAUCUGCUCUCAAAGGAUCAGACCAAAAGGCUAGAGCUCAAAGAGAGGCCUGACACUGGUGUGUACGUGAAAGACCUGUCUUCCUUUGUUACCAAGAGCGUGAAGGAAAUAGAGCACGUGAUGAACGUGGGGAACCAGAACCGCUCUGUCGGUGCUACCAACAUGAACGAGCACAGUUCGCGCUCUCAUGCGAUUUUUGUAAUCACCAUUGAGUGCAGUGAGGUGGGCCUUGAUGGAGAAAACCAUAUCCGUGUAGGGAAAUUGAACCUGGUGGAUCUUGCUGGCAGCGAACGGCAAGCCAAGACUGGUGCACAAGGAGAAAGACUGAAGGAGGCCACCAAGAUCAACCUGUCCCUUUCAGCCUUAGGUAACGUCAUCUCUGCCCUGGUGGACGGCAAAAGCACUCACAUUCCAUAUCGGGACUCAAAGCUGACCAGGCUCCUCCAAGAUUCUCUGGGUGGCAAUGCUAAAACUGUGAUGGUAGCCAACGUGGGCCCUGCCUCGUACAAUGUAGAAGAGACUCUGACCACUCUGAGAUAUGCCAACCGUGCCAAAAACAUUAAGAACAAGCCAAGGGUCAAUGAGGACCCUAAAGAUGCCCUCCUUCGAGAAUUCCAGGAAGAGAUUGCCCGGCUCAAGGCCCAGCUGGAAAAACGAUCCAUUGGCAGGAGGAAGAGGCGAGAGAAGCGGAGGGAAGGUGGCGGCAGUGGUGGGGGCGGGGAGGAGGAGGAGGAGGAGGGAGAAGAGGGUGAGGAGGAAGGGGAUGAUAAGGAUGAUUACUGGCGGGAACAGCAAGAAAAACUGGAGAUUGAGAAGCGGGCCAUUGUAGAGGACCACAGCUUGGUUGCAGAGGAGAAGAUGAGGUUGCUGAAGGAGAAGGAGAAGAAGAUGGAGGACCUGCGGCGGGAGAAGGACGCUGCUGAGAUGCUAGGCGCCAAAAUCAAGGCCAUGGAGAGUAAGCUGCUUGUUGGAGGAAAAAAUAUAGUAGAUCAUACAAAUGAACAACAGAAAAUCCUGGAGCAGAAACGGCAGGAAAUCGCAGAGCAGAAACGUCGAGAAAGAGAAAUCCAGCAACAGAUGGAAAGCAGAGAUGAGGAGACCUUGGAACUUAAAGAGACGUACAGCUCAUUGCAGCAAGAGGUGGACAUCAAGACCAAAAAACUCAAGAAGCUCUUCUCCAAGCUUCAGGCGGUGAAGGCAGAGAUCCAUGACCUCCAAGAAGAGCACAUCAAGGAGCGUCAGGAGCUGGAACAGACUCAGAACGAGCUCACAAGGGAGCUGAAACUGAAGCAUCUUAUUAUAGAAAACUUUAUCCCUCUGGAAGAAAAAAGUAAAAUUAUGAAUAGAUCCUUCUUUGAUGAAGAGGAAGAUCAUUGGAAAUUACAUCCUAUAACCAGACUGGAGAAUCAGCAGAUGAUGAAGCGGCCAGUCUCAGCUGUGGGAUAUAAGAGACCGUUGAGCCAACACGCAAGAAUGUCCAUGAUGAUUCGUCCAGAGGCCCGAUAUAGGGCAGAGAACAUCGUGCUGUUAGAGCUGGACAUGCCCAGCCGGACCACCAGAGACUACGAGGGCCCCGCCAUUGCUCCCAAAGUCCAGGCUGCACUGGAUGCAGCUCUGCAGGAUGAAGAUGAGAUACAGGUGGAUGCGUCAUCCUUUGAAAGCACGACAAAUAAGAAAUCGAAGGCCAGGCCUAAAAGCGGAAGGAAGUCGGGACCCUCCUCCUCUUCCUCAGGAACCCCUGCAUCUCAGCUUUAUCCACAGUCUCGAGGACUGGUUCCCAAGUAAAGCCAGUUCCUCCUCUCCCAGGGUGUAAAUAGCUUUUGCCUUCUGAGAGAAGAGACGAGCAAAAACCUGCAGAGAGGACUUCAAGCCCAAACUCAGAACCAUGCCCUUGGGGAGAAGCUUUGGCCUCUUUGCAGAUUAACCAUCGUAAUCUGGUUGACACGUGCUGGUGCUCAUCUGGCACGCAGCAACUCUGGGAGAUGUCCUUUAAUUAGCAUCUCAGAAAUGCAUGGGUAAGGUAAAGUGUGAUAGUCGAAAUGGAAAGCAAGAGAAUGACCAGUGACCUUGCUUCCCUCCUCCCUUGCCUCUCCCUUCCCUCGCCCUCCCUCCCUCACCCCUCUCCUUUUCUAGCCUGUUCUUUGUGCUGGGCUCCUUUCUUGUUGAACAACAGGGCAGAAUCAGGAGUCACCUGAGCAGGACCAAGUCUGUGGAGCCUCAGGAUAAAAUGACAGUGAGGUUGAAAAGUAAAAGCCCUAGAACUUGAAUAGGUGCUUGUUCCUGUAGGUAGAAUGAGAAUUCUCAUUUGGAUCCAAGCCCCCGAUAGGCUCCACAGGCCUUUGGGAUCUGCUGAAUAAGGAAAUGUUUUCCAAGAAUGUUGUGAAGCAAUAGAAACAACAUUCCCUUUGCCUCCUUGGAGAGUUUAGGGAAACAGCUUCUUUAAAAACCUUAAAACCUUGACCAUCCUUGUCAAUGACAUAAAUCUGUAAGCUGAUGCCAUGUCCAUACACUGUGUCACUUUACUCUUCAUUUGUCACCAUCUUUUCCCUUGCACACGUCCUCUGAGGGUCCCUGCCUGGGCCCAUCCUCUGCCCGCAGAGCAUGUUCAGCCGUGGGCCUGUUUUAUGGGAAAAGGGAGGUUGGCUUUGUUUUCUCUGAUGGGACAAGAGUUGGGGGAAUGAGACAUACAGUGGCACUUUUGAAUUCCCCAUUUUGUUCCCGGUCUGCAUCUAAGGGUGAUUAGGCAGUGCAGAGACAGAGAUGUGGGACUUGGGGCGGUGGGAGAGGAAGGUAUAAUGGAUGGGAGCGGAGGGGUCCUGCCUGCCUUCCGUAGAACACUCACCUGAGGCUAGAACUGUGGCUCCCUGUGGGCAGAGCUGAAGGUGGUGGCCAGGGGUGGCUGUGUGACUGAAUAAGCUCAGAGGAGAGAGUUAGGAAUUCCCGUUUACGUAUACUAGUUCGGUUUAUAAGUUUUAGUUCUCUGUAUUAUUGAAAUUCAAAGCUUCAUUUUGUGUUGGUCAUUAGGUGAAUGUUACUCAUUUUCCCCCCAAGAGAAGCUCAUUAAGUGUGUGUGGGUGUGCAAGCACAGUGGUGCCUGUGUCCUUUGAGUUUGUCCAUGUGUGUCUGUAAGAGAGAGACAAAGGACUUGCCCAGUUUUAGAAAUACGCUAAUGUGCAGUUGUUGCCUUUGUCUGUAUUAAAGGCCCAUUGGAUGACUAAUCCAGGCUGGAAGUGCUCCCAUGUGAGUGUCUGAGUCCACGAGCCAAGCCUGAGGGGACAAUAGGAGUCCUCAGGUCUGCCACACUGGUGCACCUUGCUGGCACGGUGCCUCCGGAAGGUGGCGACUCAGGUGGGCCUUGAGUUAUAUUUUAACUCAGCUGCUGAGUUCCCAGGGCACAUUUCUGGAUCAGAACCCGUGGGAAAGAGGAGGUACCAAGUGCAAUGUCUUUGCAUUCUACAAAUGGAGAUCUGGCAUCUGGCAGCUUAUCUCCUUUUUAGUUUCCAUUCUUUCUGAAACCCAGGGCCCUUUUCAGCAAUUCCCAGAGCAUAAUGGAGCCUUCCCUCAUCUUUCUUGGGAUCACACCCUGCUUCUUAUUUAUUAAGAAUUUACCUGUUUGAAUAGGAACCAAAUGAUGAGGUGGAUAGUCUAAGAUGGUUAUCUGCCAGUUAGACCUUUCUCUUGCACCACAUUCCCUCAAAGCUAGUCCGAAUUCCAUAGGCUGAAAAUAAUUCAUCUAGUACAUCUGAGAACUGAACACUGCAGAUAACACUGUACCUUAAUACCGAUGUCUUGAGGUGGCUAUUCUGAGCAAGAGUGGUUGAGUGACUGUGGAAUUUUUCUAAGAGGGCAAAAGAAGAAAGCCAAGUGGGCAGGCAGGAUUAUUAAAGCAAGCUUGCCUUAUACACAGCUGUGUUUGUCUGGCAGUCUGUGAGACCAGGUAGAGCAGCUGUGAGGAGGUGGAGCUGUCCCUCCCCAAGCAGUCUCUGGUGCUUUUCUUCUCUCAAAAUGGAUCCGAUAAAUAUUUGAGUAGAGCAGACAGGAGCAUGUCUCACUGCUACCAGAAAGCUGCUGCUUUGGGCUCUGAGUUGAGCCAGAUGUGUAGAGGACCCACCUGGUUUUCAUGUCUGUAGUUAUGCUAUGUUCCAAGCCAUCUGAGGGUCUUCGUGCAGGAGCAGCUAGCGAAGUCUGGAAGCAAGUCUGAACAGGAUCUAAGAAGAUCAUCUGGGAGAAGAGGUUGAGACUGUGUGUGCAACCCUCAUCAAGCCCCGUUUUUCUCUGAUCAAUAAGAAUGUAUCUGGCUUCCUAUUUGAAAGUCACAUGUCUCCCAGAUCCCUGGAUUCAGAACCCAAGGCCACAAAUCAUAGGCAUGAAGCACUUUUCUUAAGACUCUGACCUAACGUUGGAUUGUUCCCCAUCGAAUGCCUGCAUGCUGCUUGAAUUGUACCACCCACACCUCCAUGACCAAGGGCGUCAGAGAGUUCUGCAGUUCAGGCCUGGGCCACUCUCUGCUUUUCCUGUCUGACUCUUGUAAGGCCUCCCUCACUGAAUGUAGAAUUGUUGCCAAGCUUUUGAGAAGUGUCGAUUCCCCACUAGUAUGGGAUAUCAGUUCUGCCUCACAUUUCCCACUUACAGUCCAGGCUCAUUGCAAACAACACCUUGGGCCAUCUCAACACCAUCAGUGGACAAAAAUGGGGCUAUUAAUAUACUCUAAAAGCCAUAAUCAAAGUGCUCAGAGGGAACUGGAUAAGGACAGUGGGCCUGGCUGUUGUCUACUGCACAUGGUUUGGUCCAGUGCUGUUUGGAAAUCUGCUCCCUUUCUCCCUGCCCUUGUUUUCUUGAAUGAAAUGCUUUUGAGGUUAUUUAUGAAAGGAGUGAUCCUGGGGCAGGCAGGGGGCAGUGGGCUUUAUGGCUCUUUGGAGUUACUGUUGAUCUUGACCUUCUCUUUGGCUACCUUUAGACAAAGAAUAUGCCAAUACUUGGGGCUCUAAGUUUUACAAUUGAUAUUUAUUUGUAUCAUCUCUUUGUCUAGGAAUGUAAAAGUGAUUCUAAACUAAGAUGUGUAAUAAAAAUCAAUCAGAUUUAUUGUACCUACAAAAA